Molecule: messenger RNA, 2434 nt
Organism: Metopolophium dirhodum (rose-grain aphid)
Lineage: Eukaryota; Metazoa; Arthropoda; Insecta; Hemiptera; Aphididae
Gene: Gclc
Product: glutamate--cysteine ligase catalytic subunit
Exons: 12
Coding region: 388-2322 (644 amino acids)
Biological process (GO): glutathione biosynthetic process
Cellular component (GO): glutamate-cysteine ligase complex
Molecular function (GO): glutamate-cysteine ligase activity
Source: RefSeq, a predicted model, not a curated record
AAUAUUAAUUAAUAUUUAGUCCGGCAGUCGGCACCCGUGGCCGUAUCGGCAUUCGGCCGCAUCCGACCGUUCGGUAGUUCGGGUGUCGGAACUUCGUAGUCGGUGUUCAGUAUUCGCCAUUCAUUCAGUUAUCAAUAACGAGCCGAACACGGCGGUUUGUGUUCCGAGUUACUGCGCCAAUAUACUGAUAGUGGAAGGUGUUGUGACUAAUAUUCUGCUCAUCUGCCGGGUUUUUGAAAGCGCAUAACUAAAAUACCGGUUCACACAGAUCUUUUUGUAUAUAGAUAAAUAACACUCAGACGGUGUGGACUCCGGUACUGCUUCCUUCCUCGAAGUUUGAAUUUUUUCCAUUUUUAUUUUCAACAAAAUUAGUCUCUUUGCGCGAAAAUGGGUCUGUUAACAGAAGGGCAACCACUCUCCUGGGAUGAGACGAAACAGUUAGCUGAUCACGUCAGACAGCACGGUAUCGAUCAGUUUCUGAACUUGUACCAUCAACUGUUGGACCGCAAAGGUGAUGUCCUGAAAUGGGGUGACGAGGUCGAAUACAUUAUUGUCAAAUUUGACCACAUCAACAAAACUGCAAAAGUCAGACUGUGCGCACAAGAUAUUUUAGCUCAACUCAAUGAAAAAGAAGCAAACGACCCACACAACGUCAAAUCGCUGUGGAGGCCUGAAUAUGGAGCUUACAUGAUCGAGGGAACUCCUGGAAAACCGUAUGGUGGCCUCUUGGCCCAUUUCAACAUAGUCGAAGCCAAUAUGCGGUACCGCAGAGAGGAAGCACAACAAUUACUCGGGCCGGAUGAGGUGCUGAUGACCAUCACAAAUUUCCCCAGGCUUGGAUGUCCGGAGUUCACGUGGCCCGUGGAUCAGCCGACACCCAAGAUCGGCCCAUCGCGUUCGCUGUUCAUACCGGACUCGGCGAUUUACAAAGGGCAUCCGAGGUUCUCUACGCUCACCAGGAACAUACGGCAGCGGAGAGGGGAACGAGUGGCCAUAAACAUACCGAUUUUCAAAGAUGAAAACACUCCGAGUCCGUUCGAAGAAGAUUUGAUCAGCAUCGGCGGGGAUACGGACAGUCUGAAUGCAGCACUGCCUGAUCACGUUUACAUGGAUGCGAUGGCAUUCGGGAUGGGUUGUUGCUGUUUACAGAUGACGUUUCAGGCGUGUUGCAUCAAAGAAGCCCGAACUCUUUACGAUCAACUCACUCCGCUGUGUCCGAUUCUGUUAGCAUUGACAGCGGCAUCGCCUGUAUUUCGAGGGUACCUAACAGACGUUGACUGCCGCUGGGAUGUGAUAUCUCGGUCCGUGGAUUGCCGUACGCGACAAGAAAGAGGACUGGAGCCGUUGACCACGGAUAAGUUCGUUAUACCCAAAUCGCGUUACGACUCUACCACAUUGUACCUAUCGAGCCAAGGCGAAAAGUUUAACGACGUACCGCUGGUGUAUGACGAAACGAUCUACAACAAACUCAAGAGUGCCGAUAUCGAUCACCAGAUGGCUCAGCAUGUAGCGCACCUAUUCAUCCGGGAUACAGUAUCUCUGUUCAACGAGAAAGUGCACCAAGAUGAUACUGUCGAGAUGGAUCACUUCGAAAACAUACAGUCGACCAACUGGCAGACCAUGCGGUUUAAGCCUCCGCCGCCCAAGUCAACGAUCGGUUGGCGCGUCGAAUUCAGGCCGUGCGAAGUGCAACUGACCGAUUUUGAAAACGCCGCGAUCGUGUGCUUUGUUGUCCUACUCACCAGGGUCAUUUUGUCGUAUCAAUUAAACUUCAUCAUUCCCAUUAGCAAAGUGGACGAGAAUAUGUCUAAAGCUCAAAAGCGGUCGGCCGCCCUGACGGAAAAGUUUUGGUUUCGCAAGAAUAUCGCUGCGUCUACGUCCAAAACCGCGAACGUCAAUGUAAAUAGUUCCAACGACGAUGCAUCGUACACGAAAAUGUCCAUAAACGAAAUCAUCAACGGAAAAACGGGCGAAUUCCCGGGCCUCAUCCCGUUGAUUCACAGUUACCUGUCCAGCAUGGAAGUCGACACGGACACGCACUGCACCAUCCAGCAGUAUCUGAAGCUCAUAUCGCGUCGCGCGUCCGGCCAGAUCGACACGACGGCCAGCUGGAUACGUCGGUUCGUCCAGGAUCAUCCGGCGUACAAACGCGACUCCGUCGUUGGCGAUGAGAUCAAUUACGACCUGUUAAUGACGGCCGACGGCAUACGGUCCGGUCGCAUUUCCUGUCCACGACUUUUGGGAGACUGUCUGCUGGCCAACUCGAAAACGAAGGAAACAAUACCGCCGGCCGUGCAGAAGGUAUAUUCUUGUACUCCGUAGAGGACGCGCAUACUAAUAAUAUUAAAUCGCCGUUAUCCUGUCUGUUCUAAUAUAUUUUUUACGCACACCGUAAUUAUUAUAAUAUUAUUCAAUAAUAAUAAUAAUAAUAAUA